Molecule: messenger RNA, 3030 nt
Organism: Pseudopipra pipra
Lineage: Eukaryota; Metazoa; Chordata; Aves; Passeriformes; Pipridae
Gene: LRRC30
Product: leucine rich repeat containing 30
Exons: 1
Coding region: 290-1186 (298 amino acids)
Molecular function (GO): protein binding
Source: RefSeq, a predicted model, not a curated record
CUUGUGGCAUUCAGUUUGAAUUGAACAGGUUUGCUCGCAAGUCAGGAGCAAGUAUUUCAUUACAGACUCUGCACCAAGAUCAACAUAAGCCCCCAAAAGUGAAACUUUCCCUCAGCAGCUACGGAAACUGCCCUGGUGGACUGAGAUGCACUUCACAGGCUCCUCCUUUUCUCCUUGCUUUGACUUUCCCACCUCCUGCAAGCUCUCAUCCUCUGUUGGCAUUUGCAUAUUGGCGUAGCACUUGCAAGGGAAGAAAACCUCACUUCUCUCAGGAGGGAACCAGAGUAUUAUGGGAACUGAGCACUCAAAGAACGAGGGGCGAAGGAGCAUGGUUUUUCUUAGGAAAGGUCCAAAGUUGCCUGCAUGGGAAGACGCCCUUCUCUCAGGGAGAGAGCCCAAGUCACUGCUGAAACGGGGAUUGCGUUAUGUCAGCUUGAGCCUCAUAAUGAAAGGGAUGACCAACACGCCUGACUUCUUGUGGGGACUGCACGAGGUCCAGAAGCUGAACCUUUCACGCAACCAGUUGGUGGUGAUUCCUCCUUUGCUGGGGAAACUGGACAGGCUGGUAGUGCUGAACUUGGGGGGUAAUUGUCUCAAGAAUCUGCCUAAAGAAAUCGGGCUGCUGAGGAACCUGAAGGUCUUGUUUGUCAAUAUGAAUUGCCUGACAGAAGUGCCAGCAGAGCUCAGCUUAUGCAGGAAGCUGGAGGUUCUGAGCCUCUCGCACAACCGCAUCUCACAACUGCCUUUGAGCUUCACUGACCUGACAAGUUUGAGGAAAUUGAACCUCAGUAACAACCGCUUUGUGCAAAUUCCCCUCUGCAUUUUCGCACUGAGGAGCUUAGAUUUCUUGCACCUAGGGUCCAAUAGGCUGGAAAACAUCGCAGAGAGUAUCCAGUAUCUGGUCAAUCUGCAAAUCUUUAUUGUGGAGAAUAACAACAUACGCAGUCUGCCACGGUCUCUUUGCUACAUCACCACUCUAGAGUUACUAAACGUUGAUUACAAUGCCAUACAGACUCUCCCUGAUGACCUCUACCUUUUGCGCCGACUGCGCCGCAUUGCCUGGAACCCAAUGGAUAAAGGCUUCCAUGUCACCCACAACCCCUUGUCCCGGCCCCUGCCCGAGGUUGUCGAGGGGGGCCUGGAUGCCCUCUUCAGCUACCUCAGGGAGAAAAAGGAGCACAACUGAGCUUCUGCUGAUCUUGGGAUUAAGCCUGUCAUCAAGACUCUCUCAUCAGAGACCUUUCUGCACAGGCAUUUCCACUUCAUAGCACUUGGAUUUCGAAGGCUGUGGAUGGCUUUAGUAACAGUUGGAGGAAAGCAAGUAAAGUAUGAUGGUCUUGAUUAAGUGUGUGAAGAGCAAACUUUCUAAAAAUAGCCACCUCUGUAAGCUUCAGUGUUAGUGUGUUUGGGUUUUUUUUAGAAAGAAACACAAAAACAAACUCGUGGUAAAAUGUUUAUUCUUCACUUGACAGAAACAAAUUAAGGCAGACUGCCAGACAGGCAGAAACAUGUAUUUGACAGCCAUUAGGUUGGAGAAACAUUAAUAUAAAUUGGAUUUACUAUAUGUGAUUGCAAUUGCAUUUUUAUUCCUGCUCACUUCUUCAUACACAGGUAGACCACUACAUAAACAAACACUGUCAUCUAAGUGAAUCUCAAGGAAAAUGUUUGCUUUUGGCAGUGAAUACAUCCUGAGCUAUAUUAGCUCACAGACAAUUUAUUACUGGUAAUAAUAUUUGUUGUUUACCAUUUGUUGUUUACCCCACAGCUGUGCUCUAGCCUCUAUAAAUUACAGGUAAAGAUUGCUGUUGAUGAGCUGAUAUUUCCCAGUUCUUUGGAAGAAGAUGUCAAACUUCGCAAAGCAGAGAAAAGACAGUGGGCUCUUCCCUCAAACGAAGGAUAGAGUUGCUCAUUGCUAGAUGUACAACUGCUCUCCAUUCCCUUUUCCGCCUCCCUUUAAUCAGAGCUGUGGAGUAACUUUACUCAGGAGGCAGUACAUCUCCUAAAGGUGAAAUAUUUCUUUCAGUAAAAGCAGCAUCAAACCAGUCAUCACCUUAAGUAAGAGCUUCAAAAACAAGUAGUUAUUUCUGUGAUUUUCCAUAUAAGCCAGUACCAUAAAGUCAGGUCUUAUGUGGUUUCUUAUAUUGAUCUUCUGUGAAUGUCCUUCAUCAAAGUUUUAUCUGGUAAUAAAGAGGCAGUAUGAAAGAGCUGUUAACAAUUUAUGCAACCUGGGUUUUUUUGUUCCCUGACACCAGUGUAAAACAGAAGCAGCUCUGUUGAAAUCGGUUGAGAUAAAUGCUUGUAAUAGCAGCACAGAAGAGGAAUGAGACUGUAAUUCUUGAGCUAAUUAAGAGUAUUCAAAGCCAUUUUUAAAGUGCUUCCUAUGUCAAAUCUCAGGAUUCAAUGAUUACUUUCUAAAAUAUAAUUUGCUUAAAAUUAUGGAAGGCUGUGAAAAGCUGAUCCUCCUUCUAGUGAAGUUAAAGGACAAGCCCUGGCUAAGGGAAAAGCUCCUCAGCAGAGAUAAGAGCAGCCUGAUAACAGCAGAAAAUUAUGUAAUUCACAGGUCCAUGCAAAUAAACACAGCACCUUUGGCAACGCUAACAUUAUGGGUUGGGUAUUGAAUGCUAGCAAUGAAGAAUGCUCACAGAAUAUUCCAUUCUGGGUCUGCCUGCCCUGAUACUUUGUUGUGUUGGACUGUUUUUUGUAUGGCCUGUCAUUUUAAUUGAGAAUUUCAGUGUUAGGCUCAGGAAUCACAGUAUCCACAUGUGCAGUCAAGAACAAAUCUCAUGUUUCUAGCAAACAUGAAACCUUUUUGAAGGGCACAUUUGCUCAAGCAUUAAGCAAACAAACAAAGCAAGAAAACAAAUACCACAGCACAGUUAUUUUAUGACUUUUUAUUUAAUGUAUGUUUCAAAUGCAAAGAUAUUUUAUGUGUAGCUUUACAUGUAUACAUUUCACCCAUGUGAUGAGAUUUAAAGCAAAGUUCCAAUUUAUUAGUGAACAAUGCGUUUAAUAAAUUAAUAUGUGAUUUCA